UGAGCAGAUGGCACCCGGGUUAGAUAAGGAAGCUGGCGUGGCUCGACUGCGUACUGGCGCCGCUUUCCAGCGUGACCUUUCCGUGCCACCAGAAGUUGGGGUUUCCCAGGAGACGAGAUGCCCCUCCUGGACUGCAGGUUCCUAAAGAGUCAUCGUGAGCAACGCCUUGCACACCUGGUACUGGCUGCUAUCACCAUGGGAUUCGUUUGGCAAGAAGGAGAGACCCAGCCCCCAAAGGUGCUGCCGAGAACUCUUGCCAUUCCUUUUGUUGAAGUCUCCAGGAAGUUGGGGCUCCCUCCCAUCCUGGUCCACUCUGACCUGGUGCUGACAAACUGGACCAAAAGGAACCCAGAAGGACCAUGGGAAAUCAGUAACCUGGAAACCAUCGUCUCUUUUCCCGGGGGAGAGAGCCUGCAGGCCUUCGUACUGGUGACCGUUUUGGUGGAGAAGGCAGCUGCGCCUGGCAUUAAGGCCCUGAUUCGGGGAGUGGAGGCCCUUCUGCACCACAACCGGGACACCCUGCUCCAGGCCCUGCAGCAGCUGAGACUCUCCAUCCAGGAAAUGACCAAAGCCUUGGCCCAAAUGUACGAUUAUGUAGACCCAGACAUUUUUUACACGGUCAUCCGGAUUUUCCUCUCUGGGUGGAAGGACAACCCAGCCAUGCCUGAAGGGCUGCUCUAUGAGGGUGUGGCCACGGAGCCUUUGAGGUACUCAGGAGGAAGUGCAGCCCAGAGUUCUGUGCUUCAGGCCUUUGACGAGUUCCUGGGCAUUCGGCAUUGCAAGGGAAGUGUAGACUUUCUGCACAGAAUGAGAGACUACAUGCCGCCUUCCCAUAAGGCCUUCCUGGAGGACCUGCAUUCAGCUCCUUCGCUGAGGGACUACGUACUGACCUCUGGUGCUGGGUGCUGCCUGAUGGCCUACAACCAGUGUGUGGAGGCGCUGGUGCAGCUGCGCAGUUACCACAUCAAUGUGGUGGCACGUUACAUCAUCUCCGCUGCUUCCAGGGCCAGGAGCAAGAUGCUGAGCCAUCCCUCGCCCCAUGCCUUGGAGGAUAGGGGCACUGGGGGAACUGCAGUGCUGAGCUUCCUGAAGAGCGUCAGGGAGAAGACCGUGGAGGCCAUCCUGAACCCUAAUGCUUAACAGUUCACACCCCACAUCCUUGUGCUUAGCAGUUCACACCCCGCAUCCUUGUGCUUAGCAGUUCACACCCCGCAUCCUUGUGUUUACGCCUUGUGGGAGUCUGAGCCAGGACCAGAGCUCUGCCUGAACCCAAGCAUACUUUUGCUCCCAAGAACCCCUUGUUCUUUGUUCAUAAACUGUAGCUCCCACUUCCACCCCACCCUCAGCCACUUUGCUUGCUAGAAACCUUUCUGUCCUGCUUGAUCCCCUUACCUCACAGCCGAGAGCUGAAACCAAGUCUCCAUUCAGUGGGCAAGUCAGAGAUACCCAAGCUCAAGUUUAAAAGAAUCAAAUUGCCUUCGGGCUUCUCACCUCAUCUUUUCCUCCUCUCAAUCUCUUUUCCCCUUCCCUCUUUCUCCCCUCCCUCUCCCCCCCCCCACUUUGUCCUUUUCUUGUCUUCCUGUGUUUACUCCUUUUUCCUCUUCUUCCCUCUGUCCCCAUCCCUCCUCCCUUCCUUCUCUCUCUUUGUCUUUGACCCAGGAUCAAACUACUCCAGACCAGCUUCCAGUAGAUCCUGUGAUUCCUCUACCUUAACCUUCUGAGGUUAUACAUGUGUACUAACUGCCAUGAGCUCUCUCUUCAUUUCUUUUCUUUUACCCUGCUGGAGGUGACACCUAAGGUUUCGUACACACCAGGCAAUUGUUCCACCACUGAGCUCCAGUCCCAGCUCUCUGUGUUUCUCAUUUUGAAAGAAAGUCUUAUGAGUUUCUUGGGCUGGUAUUGAGCUUUUAAGCUCAUGCUAGACUUAGUGUUUGAGUAUCUGGAAUGAGCCAGUGAGCCAUGUCGCUGCUGCUGACAAUGAUGGUAAUGAUGGUUGCCUCCCCCUCUUCCUCUUUGUUUAUUUUUGGUUUUUAUUUUGAAACAGGUUCUUACCAUGUUUUAGCUCAGGUUGCCUUCGACUCAAGGCAAUCCUCCAAUCUCAGCCUCCCCUGCACUGGGACUGUAAGCAUGGCCCACCACAGCUGGCUGUAGAGUCUCUUCUCUAAGUCCCUGCUGCGCUGCUCUACAGAGCCUUGGUUGGGGGACCGUCAGUGAACAGGGACAACCUUCUCCUCUCUGCCCAUGCUGAAUUCAACAUUGAGGGUUAGAUGCUUCAGUGGGGACAUGUGGGUGAGGGUGCUGGGCAUACAAACCUAAAUGUCACCAGCAUGGGGACUCUCUGCGACUGAACUGGAACUGAUGCGUCUUCCCCACAUGGUGGAGUCAUCGCGAAUUCUAUUUUAAUUCUCUGCUCUAUUUUUAGGGCAAUGUUUUUCUUUUUCCUAGUGACACUGGAAUUUGUAUUUGAAAAAUGCUUUAAUUGACCCUUUGAAACGAAGUGAGCCAAACAGGAAUAAAUAGAAAGUCCACAUGUUUUCGGAUAUAAAUAAAUGUAGCUGUUAUUUUUGAAGUUUCUAGCUCUAGGUCUUACUCUACCUGACAGUAGAAAACUCAGAUUUCACCCGUUUAAAGCCAUUUUCAUUAACUGGGCCUCCCCCACGUUUCAAAUGCAUAUGUGCACACACACACCUGCACCAGACUUUCCUUCCAUCGUCCCGUCUAGGAGGGGAGCAUCAGUGAGGACCAUUUGAUCAUUGCCCAGCCUUGUCCAAAUGCCUGGCCCCUGUGUGGAUCCAGAUCAGGUGGACUUAGCAUCCCCGUUCAUCAUAUCUAAAAAGGCUUUCAGGCCCCAUGGUCCUGCUGUUCCAUAGUCCUGCCACCAUAAAAACACAUGAGAUUGGCUUAGGAUUUCUACUUUUCAGUACCUGGGGAAGAGAGAGAAGGCUAGCUCCAAAAGAGGGCGCAAGUCAGGUCCUACCCCAAGGCAUUGGGGCUCUUCCUGUCUCAUAUCCCCUGGGCUCCAUCCAGCAAAGAUUGGGGGUACACCUGACCAUGAUAAGGGCUUCUCAGAGCCCCAGGGUCAUGCUCCUCUGUCACCACUCUUGCUGCUGCUCUUCCUGGUGUAGGGCUUAGCAGCACCCUCGUCUCUUGUUCUCUCCAGAGCCUCAGCCUGAGCUUAUAAUGACUCAAAAAAAUCCUCCUCUCCACCUGAUGUCCUUGGCUCCUGGUGAAGUCUCUUUAGCAGCUUCACGCAAGGACACAAGUGUACUUAUUUAUCUCAAAUGUUUCUCUGGGA
This is a messenger RNA of Microtus oregoni (creeping vole), 3295 nucleotides long. It is a transcript of the gene Ido2, whose product is annotated as indoleamine 2,3-dioxygenase 2. NCBI's taxonomy places the organism in Eukaryota, Metazoa, Chordata, Mammalia, Rodentia, Cricetidae. Bases 118 to 1140 code for a protein of 340 amino acids. Gene Ontology annotation, biological process: 'de novo' NAD+ biosynthetic process from L-tryptophan. The transcript has 9 exons. Gene Ontology annotation, molecular function: metal ion binding; heme binding; indoleamine 2,3-dioxygenase activity. Gene Ontology annotation, cellular component: cytoplasm. The record is from RefSeq and is a predicted model, not a curated record.